Molecule: messenger RNA, 1074 nt
Organism: Biomphalaria glabrata
Lineage: Eukaryota; Metazoa; Mollusca; Gastropoda; Planorbidae
Product: allatostatin-A receptor-like
Exons: 1
Coding region: 1-1074 (357 amino acids)
Biological process (GO): G protein-coupled receptor signaling pathway
Cellular component (GO): plasma membrane
Molecular function (GO): G protein-coupled receptor activity
Source: RefSeq, a predicted model, not a curated record
AUGAACAUCGAAAACCUAACAGCGACUGAGAACAUCUCAGGAAGUUGGGCAGCAUUCAUCAAUUUCACAUUCAACACAGUCACAGUAAACACCAUUGCCGAGGAGUCUAGGAAUGAUGAUACCCGAUUGAGAAUCAUUCAACUUUAUGUGCAACCGAUAGUUGGAAUUUCAGGAAUGGUCGCAAACAUUUUGACGUUUGGUAUGUUGAUAAAGAGCGGUUUAAAAAAGCCAUCAAACAUUAUUAUAUUUGGUCUGACAUUGGCUGACUGUUUUUUGCUUAUAUCCUCAAUUAACGUCGUUGAGUUAACAGCAAGAUUUCUUCAUUCUAAAGAAACUGCAAACUACUUUGGUUGGGAGUGUUCGGAAAAUCUGGCAAGAUUCUUGUUCAUUUUAAAUCGAGUGUUAACGACACUUCAUUACUGGGGUGGAUUUGCUGGGACUAGUUUGCCAGUUAUAAUCACAGUGGAAAGAUUCAUCGCCGUGUUUUUCCCGAUAAAAUUUGCAAGCAUUGUUACAUCUAAAAGAGCUUUUCUGGCGGUAGUUAGUGUCUGGUUGUUUUGGGGACCUUGGGCCUGUUUUUCUGCUUUUUUAAGAGACUUUAGAUUCACAGUUCUCCCUAAUGGACAGUUUAUCGGCUACGAAAAGAAUUCUGAUUUCUUCAUUCGUAACGCUGUGCUGAUUGUAAACCUCAACAGAUACGUAUUUAAUUUUUUAAGCUCCAUAGUUCCUGUCUCCAUUGUGACUUUUGGUUGCAUCCUGAUCGGAGUCAGGGUCAAGUAUUCCUACUUACAGCGUCAGCUGAUAUCUUCGGCGAAGAAAACGAAGAGGCCGUCGCUUAAAACGACGCGCACUUUAGUGGCUAUCGCGUUGAUCUUUGCGACCAUUCACGGCACCUACUUCAUCAUGACAUGUGCAAUGGUCGAUCAGUAUCUCAAUCAUACGACCUUCAGCGUCGUGUUUGACGAAAUCAAGCUGAUUCUCGUCUACGUCUGCGGCUCUUGCAACUUCUUCGUCUACGUUCUGAUCAACAAAAAGUUCCGCAACAUUUUAAUGAACAUCUUCUGUAAACGUUAA